Eleginops maclovinus (Patagonian blennie) is the source of this 1377-nucleotide messenger RNA. It is a transcript of the gene rbp4, whose product is annotated as retinol binding protein 4, plasma. Gene Ontology annotation, molecular function: retinol binding; retinol transmembrane transporter activity. Gene Ontology annotation, biological process: retinol transport. The coding region runs from base 125 to 733 and encodes 202 amino acids. The transcript is spliced from 6 exons. NCBI's taxonomy places the organism in Eukaryota, Metazoa, Chordata, Actinopteri, Perciformes, Eleginopidae. The record is from RefSeq and is a predicted model, not a curated record.
AAGACAAGCUAGCUGUGGGGAGAGUGGGGGAAGUCAUUAUGCAAUACCAGCCAACUAUAUAUAAGGCCUUUGAUAGAAAACCUGGAGAUUUCUGUCAGCUCUCCACUUCAUUUCGGUAAACAGAAUGCUGUGCUACGCUGUGGCCCUCUGUCUCCUGGCUUUGUCCUGGGCACAGGACUGCCAGGUCUCCAACAUCCAGGUCAUGCAGAACCUGGACAGGUCAAGGUAUGCAGGGACAUGGUACGCUGUUGCAAAGAAGGACCCGGAGGGUUUGUUCUUAAUUGACAACAUCGUGGCCAAUUUUGUUAUCGCUGAGGAUGGCAAAAUGACCGCCACUGCUAAGGGCAGAGUGGUCAUCCUGAACAACUGGGAAAUGUGUGCCGACAUGUUUGCCACCUUUGAGGAAACCCCUGAGUCUUCUAAGUUCAGGAUGAAGUACUGGGGAGCCGCCUCAUACCUGCAGACUGGAAACGAUGACCACUGGGUCAUUGACACCGACUACGACAACUACGCCAUCCACUACUCGUGCAGACUGGUAGACUCUGACGGUACCUGUCUGGAUGCUUACUCCUUCAUUUUCUCUCGCCAUCCCACCGGUCUGAGGCCUGAGGACCAGCGCAACGUCGUCCAGAGGAAGAUGGACCUCUGCCUGCUGGGCAAAUACAGACGCGUUCCGCAUACUGGCUUCUGUGAGAGCCAACCCCCAACCCCCAGCCUCCCCGAGCCACUCUGAUGUCUUGGACUGACUCCCACCAAAAUGGUCCCUCCUCUGCUGUCUUUGUUUUUCCUAACAGAGACAGUAGCCCAUUAUUGUUUUGAAAUGGCAAACUAUAAAUACACUCACAUGACCUAAUUGUGAACGGAAGGGAAAGAUUACUGUGGAUGCUGGUUUGUUGUCACCUAAUCAACAUGUCCCUAUUAGUAAAGACGAUUAUGGGCCUUUUAACAUUUUAGUCCAAUCAUCAACAUCUGUCACGUGUUGCCUAAAACAGACUUCUUAAUAAAAAACAAUGGAAGUUGCUUACUGUGAGUAAACUAAAGGUAUCAGAUCACUUGAAAUCUACUUUUGGAGCUUUUCAGGCCAUUGUGAGGAAUAAGUAGUCUCUUAAGUGAAGCGGAAUUCUCUGCAUUAUUUCAAAAACGCAGCUAUUAGCACCAUGUUUACCACGAAACCAGGUUCACAAGUCACUGGCUUGCUUUUACACUGAAGUACGUACGGUAUCUUGUAGCACAACAUUUGAUAUUGUUAAUAAACCUUAAUACCUACAUUACAGUCAUCUGCUUUAAAGGCAUACUAGUUUGGUUGUAACUUGAUUGUAUAUUGUAUACCUCUUGAUCCAGUUUUGGGAAAUAAAACGUUCAAUAUGUGUCGGUUCA